UCAGCCCCUUGGUCAAUCUGCCCUCUUGGCCUCUACUUCAAAUUCCGACUCUCAUCCCACAAUUGAUUCCGCCAUGUCUACCUACGCUUUGUCGACCAGCCACAAGGAGAUGCUUGAGAAGUCCCUUCUCGAGUCUGACCCCGAGGUCGCCUCCAUCAUGAAAGAUGAGGUCCAGCGUCAGCGCGAGUCCAUUGUUCUCAUCGCCUCCGAGAACAUCACCUCCCGUGCCGUCUUCGAUGCCCUAGGCUCUCCCAUGUCCAACAAGUACUCCGAGGGCUACCCCGGUGCUCGUUACUAUGGUGGCAACCAGCACAUUGACCAGAUCGAGCUGCUCUGCCAGCGCCGUGCUCUUGAUGCCUUCCACCUCGACCACGAGAAGUGGGGUGUCAACGUCCAGUGCCUCAGUGGCAGCCCUGCCAACCUGCAGGUCUAUCAGGCCAUCAUGCCUCCCCACGGCCGUCUCAUGGGUCUCGAUCUGCCCCACGGUGGUCACUUGAGCCACGGCUACCAGACUCCCCAGCGAAAGAUUUCCGCAGUCUCCACCUACUUCGAGACCAUGCCCUACCGCGUUAACCUCGACACUGGCAUCAUCGACUACGACCAGCUCCAGCAGAACGCUAUUCUGUACCGCCCCAAGGUCCUUGUUGCUGGUACCUCCGCCUACUGCCGUCUGAUCGACUACGAGCGCAUGCGCAAGAUUGCUGACUCCGUCGGCGCCUACCUGGUUGUCGAUAUGGCUCACAUCUCUGGUCUCAUUGCCGCCGAGACCAUUCCUUCUCCCUUCCUGUGGGCUGACAUCGUCACCACCACCACCCACAAGUCCCUCCGUGGCCCUCGUGGUGCCAUGAUCUUCUUCCGAAAGGGCGUCCGCUCUGUUGACGCCAAGACUGGCAAGGAGACUCUCUACAACCUUGAGGACCCCAUCAACUUCUCCGUCUUCCCUGGCCACCAGGGUGGUCCUCACAACCACACCAUCACCGCUCUGGCUGUUGCCCUCAAGCAGGCUCAGACCCCCGAGUUCAAGGCCUACCAGGAGAAGGUUGUCUCCAACGCCAAGACCCUCGAGGUCAAGUUCAAGGAGCUCGGCCACAAGCUCGUUGCUGACGGCACUGACAGCCACAUGGUCCUCCUCGACCUUCGUCAGUUCAACCUUGAUGGUGCCCGUGUUGAGGCUGUCCUCGAGCAGAUCAACAUUGCCUGCAACAAGAACGCCAUUCCCGGAGACAAGAGCGCUCUGACUCCUUGCGGUAUCCGAAUUGGUACCCCUGCCAUGACCAGCCGUGGCUUCGGAGAGAAGGACUUUGAGCGCGUCGUCGAGUACAUUGACCAGGCCAUCAAGAUCUGCGUUGAGACUCAGGCUGCUCUGCCCAAGGCCGCCAACAGACUCAAGGACUUCAAGGCCGAGGUUGCCAGCGGCAAGAUUGCCAAGAUCAACGAGCUCCAGAAGGAGAUUGCUGCUUGGACUAGCACCUUCCCUCUCCCCGUUGAGGGCUGGCGCCUGGAUGCUGGCAUCUAAGUGCAAGAUGCUGGUGACCAACAUCGUUUCUUUUUUACUUAAAACCAUUGAUUGAGCAUGAAAUCAAACAGAUACCAAAAGAAUUGAAAAUGGAGAACCAAAAAAAACUAAAGUCCACCUCAAGCAUUUAACAUGAGAUGAGACGGAAGCCAUAACACAAUACAGAAACAAAACAAAUUCGGCGAAAGGUUCAACAACUUUGCAAUUUUUCAUUAUUCAUAAGGGCUGGCGUAUGUUAUAUAUAUAUAUAUAUUUUUCCAUUUCAACCGGAAAUGAGUGGAAGAGGAGUUUUCUUUUGACUGGGCAAAGAUUUUGGGAGGAUUUUGACUACGGCAUUACAAAUCUUUGAUGUACCAAAAAAUAUUCAACGUCGACAAUGGGUGUUGACCUAUGUCCCUGCUUCAACAAGUAGGGCAACUAAGAAGAGAAAAAAAAGAAUUGUUCUCCGUA
This is a messenger RNA of Trichoderma atroviride IMI 206040, 1966 nucleotides long. RefSeq lists its product as uncharacterized. Gene Ontology annotation, biological process: L-serine catabolic process; folic acid metabolic process; tetrahydrofolate interconversion. The record is from RefSeq and is a predicted model, not a curated record. NCBI's taxonomy places the organism in Eukaryota, Fungi, Ascomycota, Sordariomycetes, Hypocreales, Hypocreaceae. Gene Ontology annotation, cellular component: cytoplasm. Gene Ontology annotation, molecular function: serine binding; glycine hydroxymethyltransferase activity; pyridoxal phosphate binding.